Messenger RNA from Xiphophorus maculatus (southern platyfish), 2410 nucleotides. It is a transcript of the gene ghsra, whose product is annotated as growth hormone secretagogue receptor. Gene Ontology annotation, biological process: hormone-mediated signaling pathway; G protein-coupled receptor signaling pathway. Gene Ontology annotation, molecular function: growth hormone secretagogue receptor activity. Bases 605 to 1759 code for a protein of 384 amino acids. NCBI's taxonomy places the organism in Eukaryota, Metazoa, Chordata, Actinopteri, Cyprinodontiformes, Poeciliidae. Gene Ontology annotation, cellular component: plasma membrane. The transcript is spliced from 3 exons. The record is from RefSeq and is a predicted model, not a curated record.
UCUCUUAUUUUUUCCCUUGUUUUUUUAUUUUAUUCUGAAAUCCUUCCAUGUGUCAUAUAUCCCUAAAUUCAUUUUCCUGAAGAUGUUGAGAGCGCGUCGCCCCAUUGUGAUUUUUGUCAGUUUUAUAAAACUGUGUUUUCUUCGUCGGGUGGAAUUUGUUUUCACGGUGGUCGUUUUUUGUCCGUUCGUGUUUGAGUGACUGAAUCUGUGUCCUCCCAGGAUAGUCACUCCUCGCUGCUGCCGCCGCAUCAUAGGACCCGGAGUCUGACUCACUGUCACCUGCUCCCGAUGGAAGUCGUAAAACGAUUCCCUGUUUUGGAUAAUGCCCGAUCACGUGAACUAUUCAUGUCACCUUUGGGCAUGAAAGACUCCAGGUUGAUGUCGGUUCUCACCGCAGAACAGAAGAAGUUGUAGCAGUAAGUGCGACUAAAGGAGCAAAAACUUUUACGCAGCGCGCGCGUCAGGUUUUUGGUUUUACGCGCGUCUGCCAUUCUCCGUAAUGAACGCCGGGGAGAGCGCCUCUAAGGGGCAUGAGGACUCCAAAUCCCAGGGGGACUUUAGAGAACGCAGGGAGGCCUGGUCCCGUGAAUAAUCGCGCUGCAGCAUGCCCUCCUGGCCCAAUGACUCGGAGUGCCUCCCGCGUAACUGCAGCUGGGAGGAGACCUACAACACCACGAGCAGCGCCGACCAGCCCGCGCCUCCGCUCAACUACUACUCAAUCCCUCUCCUCACGUUCAUCACCGUCGCCUGCUCGCUGCUGUUUCUGGUUGGAGUGGCCGGGAAUGUCAUGACCAUCCUGGUGGUGAGCAAGUACAGGGAUAUGCGCACCACCACCAACCUCUACCUGUGCAGCAUGGCUGUGUCUGACCUGCUUAUUUUCCUUUGCAUGCCGCUGGACCUCUACCGCAUGUGGAGGUACCGGCCCUGGCGCCUCGGAGACGCGCUCUGCAAACUCUUCCAGUUUGUGUCCGAGUCUUGCACGUACUCCACCAUCCUGAACAUCACCGCGCUGUCGGUGGAGCGCUACCUGGCCAUCUGUUUCCCGCUGCGCGCCAAAGCUCUGGUCACCAAAAGGCGAGUGCGCGCACUGAUCUGUGUUCUGUGGACGGUGUCCCUGUUUAGCGCGGGGCCUGUGUUUGUCAUGGUUGGAGUGGAGCGGGACAAUGUGGAACCACUAAACCUCACGUCCCGGAUUAAUACAACUGGCUUGCUUUUGGAUGUUGGGGACACUCGGGAGUGCAGGAUGACGCACUACGCCGUUGAGUCAGGCCUGAUGGGGGCCAUGGUGUGGCUGAGCUCGGUGUUUUUCUUCAUGCCAGUGUUCUGUCUGACGGUGCUGUACAGUCUCAUUGGCCGUCGUCUGUGGCAGAGGCACAGGGAGACGAACAUGAGCUCCCGUGUGGCUCACAGAGACAAAAGCAAUAGGCAGACCAUCAAGAUGCUGGUGGUGGUCGUGUUGGCCUUCGUUCUGUGCUGGUUGCCCUUCCACGUGGGCCGCUACCUGCAGUUCCGCUUCCUGGACGCGCCCUCUCCGCUGCUGUCCUUGCUUUCCGAGUACUGCAGCCUGCUGUCUGUCGUGCUCUUCUAUCUGAGCGCGGCGAUAAAUCCGAUCCUCUACAACACCAUGUCGUGGAAGUACCGGGGUGCGGCAGCGCGCCUGUUUGGCCUGACCGACGGACAGCCGUCCCGGUGCCGCACAGCCAGCACCUUGAAGGGCGACGGCUCAAGCGGCUGGACAGAAUCCACUGUGAGCUUUUGAACCCAACCGAGUUAAGGAGCCAACCUGGAAGCCAUCAUUUCUGUCAGAGAGGGGACGAUCUCCAAAGACUUGCCUUUCUUGAAUGAGAGCAUGAACCACAAAAGGUGAAGCUGCUUAAACUGAAUUAUUGCAAAAGCUAGUUUUGCUCUUAAACGUUCCGCGACGUGUCAGAUUCUUUCAGCAAGUGCCAUAACAUUUGAAAGUGGAGUGUAAACGACCUUCACACCGUCUGGAAAUGCUUCUUGGCCUGAAUAUGAACAAAAAAGAGGAGCAUGUUGUACAUAUAAACGUAAAUAUCACACACAUCUACAAAUGCCUUAUACCGUAUUCUGGAUGACAAAAGGAAGCACUGUAGAAUUUUAAAACUCGUAUUUCUCUGUACUCCUUCAAAGCGGGGCAGAGGUGCAGAUUGUGUGCAAGCGUGUGUGUAACUGUGUAGCAGACUGUCAGUGAGGCAGACUCAGUGUUAUCCAUAUUUCCAAAGACCUGCAUGUUGAAUUUCCACUCCAUGCUUGCGCUGAUGCUGCAAACAGGGGUCGCAGUCGCUGGCAUAAAAGGGUAUUCUGGUGUUUUAGUGCCUGAACAGCAGUGCUUUAAUUGUACUUUACAUUUUUGGAUUGAAAGCUUUGUUUUUUAUAGGGAUGGGCUGAU